This is a messenger RNA of Cooperia oncophora, 405 nucleotides long. The record is from the annotation of a GenBank genome assembly. NCBI's taxonomy places the organism in Eukaryota, Metazoa, Nematoda, Chromadorea, Rhabditida, Trichostrongylidae.
AUGCAAGUUCUCCAGCUUUUGCCAAUUCUGAUAAUUUUCAGACAGUAUAAGUCCCGAAGACUCAAAGUCUCUUCUCAAAGCACCCGUGAUCUGCCGCGACAAGCAUUCGUUGUCAUUUUGUCGACGAUUCAAGGCUACUGGAAUGGGAAAAUUCAGGGGCUUUUUUGGUCAUGUCAUUUUGUUACUUUCUGUCUUUAUUUACUCGCUUGCAAAGUUGGCAAAGGUUUUUAUAGUUGUGGUGAUGCCGAGUUUGCCGUGAGAGUCUGUCGUCACACUUGUGGAUAUUGUAAUGAUGCACUGUACGAUGGAAGGAAUACAGCACCGCUCUGUGCUGCCAACGUCAUGACUAGCCUUGGACCAAACUAUGCGUUCCUUCGAAAUCGGCUGCAGUGGAACACUUACUGA